This is a messenger RNA of Cladophialophora psammophila CBS 110553, 2817 nucleotides long. RefSeq lists its product as uncharacterized. NCBI's taxonomy places the organism in Eukaryota, Fungi, Ascomycota, Eurotiomycetes, Chaetothyriales, Herpotrichiellaceae. The record is from RefSeq and is a predicted model, not a curated record. Gene Ontology annotation, cellular component: cytoplasm. The transcript has a single exon. Gene Ontology annotation, molecular function: protein binding. The coding region runs from base 1 to 2817 and encodes 938 amino acids. Gene Ontology annotation, biological process: tRNA methylation.
AUGGGGUCGAGGGAAACCGGCUUUGGACAUGCUGCUCACGGUGGCAAGGAUCAGAUUGCAUCCGCGUGGGGUCAUCUGUCUCGCAUCUGGGGCGUGCAAUUCGUACAAGAACAGGUCGGCGAGAACGGAAAUAGAUUGUGGCUUUUAUCACGAGGUGAAGAUGGUGCAUGUCAAUUGUGGACCAUUGAGCUCCCUGCCCAGACUCGACCGGAGUUGCAUUCAACGACACUUCUCAGACCAGAGUCAAGUGAUCGACAUCACUUUGGGAAGAAUGCAUGGUCUAUGUCUUGCGUCAAUGAAGGCCAAGGUUUGCUCGUUCACACUGGCGGUGCUGACGGGCAGAUAAUCUCCAGAAAACUCGACAUCCCUCGUGGAAGCAUGGGUUACUCUUUAACCCUCUCAGAACCCUUUGCGGAAAUUACUGGUUCUUCGAUGGCAUUGAAGAAUUAUUUAUUGGUGGACUCGCAUGAAUGCCUCGCGACCACGGACAACGGCGAUCUGUUCCGACUGACCGCUGAGCACGGCGGGCUGAACUGGAGUAAACUGAUGCAGAAUCCAGGAAAAGGUGGUCUUGUGCUAUGCCCGGCUGGAAGCCAACAGCUCGUUCUCGUUGCAUCUCAGAGAGGCGGACUUACUGCGUUUCUCAUUGGUCUCAAAUCUGUAGUACCAGUCAAAUGUGACCUUGAAUGUGGAAUCUCUUGGAUGCAGCUUGCCUCUCAACGGUCGACGAGAGUACCGACUUCGACAACUUGCGUUAUUGCCGUCCUGGCGAACAAAAAUGCACUCAUCCUCUGGGUGAACAUGAAAGACAGUUCAGUUCAGGUGAGCCAUACACGUCUGAGAAUGCCAGAAACAUUCAUUAUUACAUCCUGUUGUUACGACAGCUCAAGCGGACUGUUGCUUCUGGGCUCUCGUGCUGGUGCGCUUGCGGUAUACCCCCAUGUGACAGCUGAAUCAGAAACAUCCGGGGAACCGCGCUGCCUCCGCCAUGCCCACGGCACGGAUAGUGUCACUUCGAUCAGUAUUCUAGGGCAAGAUCCGAAGCCUUUCACAAAAUCGAUACACAUCCUAACAACAGGGCGCGACGGCAUUUAUGCGAUACAUCGUGUCAACUGGCUAUCAUCUGGAGACGGGACAGGACCCACUGUGUCCAUCGUUCACCUCUCUGCGCCUCCAUUCGGCCCCAGCAUUGAAGGCGCUUUCUUUACUUCCACUGAAGGAUUACCACCUACAACAGAGCCAGAUUUGAUACUCUAUGGCUUUCGUUCGACGUUCUUUGUCGUCUGGAAUGAAACGCAGCAGUCCGAAGUGUUAUCCAUUGAAUGUGGUGGGUCUCAUCGGAGCUGGUCUUUUCGAGACUCUUCCAUGUUUUGCGACGGCGUCAUGAAGUCCUUUGUUUGGACCAAAGCUGGCAGAUUGAACUGGCACUCAGACCAAGGUUCUAGCCAUAAAGUGCUUCAAAAAGGAGGUCACGGGCGCGAGAUCAAAGCCGUGGCGCGUAGUCCUCUGCCUUACACGGACUUCAGAAACGAAGGCCACGCGCGAGUUCUUAUAGCUACAGGAGCUGAAGACACCAAUAUUCAACUCUUUGCUGUGCCCGUUGCUACAGAAAAUUCCUACCGAUCUCAACCCUCAGCGAAUUUGGCGCUGACAAAUUCCUCUACAUUUCGGGCUAUAUCAACUCUGAAGCGACACAACACAGGCAUCCAACAUCUUUUAUUCUCACCAGUUGGAGGAUAUCUUUUCAGCAGUGCUGGAUGCGACGAGUUCUAUGUGUGGAAACUCAGCUUUAAUGUGCCUGGCAUUGAAGCUGGGGUCGUGUUGUGGGACGUGAUGCCGACGGAGGAAGAGGAUUCGGAUGCGCGGAUCAUGAGUUUCGACUUGCGGUGUGCGAGCAAUGGAAGUAAGGACGCCAAAGAAGUUUACAGGAUUGUGAUGGCAUAUUCCAACGGAAAGACAAAGGUGGUACGAUACACUCCUGCACCGACCAGAAACCAAGAGAUGUUUGAGACACUACAAGAAAUCAGCCACGGUUCCUUCUGCGUCAUGCAGGCUUUGUUCCUUUCGCCCUCUUUCACCUCGGCUUCAACCUUUGGACCCGACGAGCAUCAGAUCAAGACGAUAUCUGCGGGCACCAAUGGGUUUCUGAAUCUCAGCCUUCUGGAUUCACGCCCUCUACCCAAGCACUUGGCUGUCUUACCACAUGCAGAGUCACGACUCCAAAUGGAAGUUCAUAAGGUGCAUCAAAGCAGCGUCCUGGCCAUCGACAUCGUAUCCGUUAGCCGGACAGCUUGCCUCAUCGCAACAGGUGGCGAUGACAAUGCGCUGGGUUUGACACUGCUUACUUCUCGGCCUUUGGCGACGAUCGCGUACGAAGAAAACGACACCCGAAGGCAAUUACCACACCACUUCCGAACGAUCGUCAUUCCCGCCGCCCACGCCGCUGCUCUCACAGCCUUGAAGAUCACAGAUCCUAGGCGCACACGAACAGGCUUUUCAGUUGUGGUGGUUACUGUGGGAAACGACCAGCGCGUCAGAGUUUGGAAUGUACAUGUCCGCUCGGAAAAGAACGGUGACCCUCUUCUGAGCCGAGUCGAGGAUGAUCAGUUGUUUGAAGCCAUCCAGGUCUACCCCCUCGGAAGUGGAUGGACAGCAGUCGCGGAUGUCAGUGGUCUACAGGUUAUUGAAGAUGAUCAGGGGACCAUCGUAAAUAGUAACGAGGAUAACCAGAAGGCAGGGCUUACAUUAAGGGUUUUGGUGGUGGGUGUGGGAAUGGAGUUGUUGAACAUAGAUUGUGGUGGAGACACGGCUGCUUGA